UGCCGAACUUUCACUUGAGGGCAGCGUCUAGUUUUAGCGGAGUCAAAUGCUCGCGUACUUUUAAGCACAAUCGACUGUUUGCUAGUCUAUGAUGGGCGCCAUUGUGUUAUGUGCAGAUUGCUCGCACUGCGGAAAAGGAUGGAAAGGGAUGUUAAUUUGAUUGGAAGUGAGCAAUGUCUGUGAUGGACGGGUCAUCUGGGGCGAGUCCACCGGAUCUGGAGGGGGGUUUCAACACAGUUGCCAUCAAUGAGGAGAUUGUCGAUGAAUUGGUGGAAGCCAACACUAAAUCAAGUGUUCCAGAUCAAUUGCUAAAUAGAGACAUCGAUAGUGAGUGUCUGUCCGACGAUGGUCUAUUAUCAUUGUCUGCCGCUGACAGUAGUGCAGCAUUUGGAUCAGUGCCAGAGACUACACAUGACAACGUUGGAUCUUCACUCGUCCAGAACUCAUCAGAUAUUGCCAUGGAUCCAACAAUGUCACUCCUCAGAGAUGACAUCCAAGAUGCUAUCGGCAGUUCCCCUGUGGAGAAUCUGUCCUCAUUAGGUCUUGAGAGUAAGCAGACUGGGGUGGACGUAGUUCCUGUUGUCAAUAACACUGACCAAUCUGAGUCCUGCCAGCUACAGUCUGUUGUUGGACAGUGUUCUCUGGAUAAUGCUGACCUCUCUGAAAUCCCUCCAAUUCAAUCAUCUGGAGAUGCAGAGGUUUGCAGGUCCGUUGAAGGUCAGCCAGGUAAUGAGGUAACUGAAAUGCUGGUGGAGAGCCCUUCAUCCCAGAGAAGUACCUGUCAAGAUGAGCCUUCCUUAAAGUGUCUGGAAUGUGACCUUACAUUUGCAAACGGCAUCUCUCUGAAGGCACACCAACUCACCCACAAGGCGGAGAGUCAGUUUGUGUGCGGCAUCUGCUGCAAAGGCUUCAGUAGUGAGAGUUUGCUGAGCAGUCACUUUGCCACGCACUCAGACAGCCGGCGCUACACCUGUCCUCACUGCGGGCGGAUCUUCAGGAACCUCCAGAGCUUCCAGCAACAUGAAAAGCUGCACAAAGCGGGGCAGAUGUUCACCUGUAAGCACUGCGGGAAGGCCUUCCGGCGCCAGAGCAUCUUGCAGAAGCAUCGGUACAGCCACUUGAAAAAAAUUCGGAUCGAGUACUCGUGUGAGCAUUGCAGCGAGUGCUUUGCCACUGUGUUGCAGCUUCAACAGCACGAACGGAAGGUGCAUCGCGGGAGAGGUAAAGGGAAACCGGAACGGACUUACAAGUGUGAAGAGUGCUUUGAGAGCUUCUGCAACGAAGACCUGCUGAGAGAGCACCAACAACAGCAUGUCAUGCAGAGGGAGAACUAUUGCAAAGACUGCGGGAGAGAUUACAACUCACCAGAUGCCCUAAAAAAUCACCGGUGCUUCCGUACUAGGAAGGCCUUAUUUACUUGUAAGGAUUGUGGAAGAGGCUUCGCUAAGAAACAGGAUGCUCUGGAUCACGAGAGAACUCAUCGCGAGACUGAGAGGGAGUUUGACUGUGAGAUCUGUUUCGAGACUUUCAGCUCCAAGGCUGAGCUCAGGGAACACACCGCAGUCCACAGAAACACCCCUAGCUUCAAGUGCAGGCACUGUGAUAAACAGUUCAAGAAAAAGGGAUUCUUAACCAAUCAUGAGAAGACACACACUCAGCAUCGUCAAAGUCGCAGGGGGAAGUCUAAAUCAACACAGCCAGAUGCCGUCAGUAAUCAUGUCAGGGAAGACCAAAGAAAAUCAGACCUGCGACACGAAUCCGUCUUUGUCAGAAAAGAAGGCCUCUAUAGAUGCCAGGACUGCGGAAAGACAUUCAGGCAGAAGGGACAGACAAUUUACCACCAGAAAAAGGAAACCAACUCUAGGGCUUAUCCGUGCACUAAAUGCUCUAACAGCUACCUCACUAGUGCUCACUUGAAGGCCCACAUGUUGACUCAUUCUACCACAAGGACAUUAAAGUGUGACGGCUGUGGGAGGGAGUUUAACUACAAGAGCAAUCUAACAUGCCAUCAGAAGAAGUGCCCUCAAAUCACAGGCGUUGAGGACAAUAUUAGGAAGAGCUCCAGGAGAUACAAUAACCAAGCAAAAGCAAGUACAGUGGAAGGUGGGGAAUCGUCGCUUGAUGAGGAGCGGGAAGAAAUUGACAAUGAAAUUGACAGCCCAAAUGGGAUUGAACAGGGACAGGUGCAACAUCAGUGUAUUUAUAAUAAGGACAUCAGACUGUACCAGUGUCAAGACUGUGGGAAGACUUUCAAACAGAAGGGGCAGACCCUUUACCACCAGAAGAAGGUCAGCAAUGCGAGGCAGUUUGUCUGCAAGGUUUGCAAGAAGGCCUUCCUGACAAGCCCUCACCUAAAGGCUCACGAACUGGUCCACAUCUCAGAGAAGCCACUUUCCUGUGAGGGAUGCGGGAAGGGCUUCAACUAUAAGUGCAACCUAAAGACCCACCAGAGGAACGGAUGCCUCGGCGUGGAUCCAGAAAGCAAACUGGCACUAUCCACAAUGAAGCUCUACAAGUGUGAGGAGUGCGGCAAGGAGUUUAAGCUGAAGAUGUACUAUGAGAAACACCAGAAAAUGCACGAGAGAAGGAACCAACAACAAGAGGCAGAAACAGACGGGGACGUAGACAUUGACCAAAUUGGGCAACGGAAGGAGCAUCGAUCAGACUACAAUGAAGAAGAGGGAACGUACAAAUGCCGUGACUGCCAUGUGGUCUUCAAGCAAUCUGGUCAGGCAUUGUAUCAUUUCAGGAAGUACAGCAACGAACGGAAGUUUGUCUGUAAGGUGUGUCCAAAGAGCUUCCUGACCAGCGCCCAUCUGAAAAGCCACAUCAUGUCACACACAAAGGAGAAACCUUACAAAUGCUGGUACUGCGGUAAGGGAUUUAACCAUAAUUCCAAUCGCAAGUACCACCAGCGGACUUCCUGUAGCGAGAGACCACCUCCAGGGGAACAAAUGGAGGGAGACGCUCACUCUGAGAACAGUCGAGGUCGCGGGGAAGCCAAGAAGCCAAUCACAUGUGUGGUUUGCAACAAGCAGUUUAUGCUGACCCACAGCUGGAAGGUCCACAUGAGGGUGCACACGAGAGAGCAGCCAUUUCUCUGCGAGUAUUGUGGCAAGGCCUUCCGCUGCCGGAGUAACCUGUACGUGCACCGCAACAGCCACACAAAAGAGCGACCGUACCUCUGCAACUACUGUGGGAAGAACUUUGCUCAGUUGUCACAUGUCAAAGUCCACGAAGCCAUCCACAACACCGAGAAGCCGUACAAAUGCGGCAUUUGCGGGAAAAGCUUCAGUCAGGAGUUUUACCUUAAGAGGCACAAGGUCAUGCACGCAGAUGACAGGCCAUUUGUGUGUUUCUGUGGCAAGUCGUUUAAGUACCGAGGUAGCCUGGUUUCGCACAAGGCGACUCACAGCAGUAAGAGGCCGUACGGCUGCCACUUGUGCAGCAAGGCCUUCAAGCAAAGCUGCCAUCUGAAAGUUCACAUCCUGACCCACGGUGAACUGAAACCGUUUAAGUGUGACAAAUGCCAGAAGGCAUUCAUCCGCAAAAACCAGCUGAGCCGACACCAGCGCAGUCACAGCGACGAGCGCUGCUACCGUUGCAAUCUGUGCGGGAAGGACUUCAAGCACAGCUCCAGCAUGAAGCGGCAUCAAGAGCGCAAGCAUAACAAGGAGCCCUCCGACACUGCUGGCUCAACCACGACUACAACCACCACCACUGCUGCUGCAGAACCCCAACCAGUGUUUGACAGUGUGCCCUACUCGCAGCCUCAAACAAACGUCAAGAAAAACGGCUUUCGGGUCAACAAUCCCAAAACCUCCUGGCCUGCAGCGGUGGAUGGUGUCAGCAUUGAGCAGGAUACCCAGAUGCAGAUGACAACAGCGCAGCUAGAUGCUGGGCCACAACCCAACCAACACGUUGACAACAGGGUGUUAACUCAAAUGGACAAUAGACUGACCGGUCAGCCAGUAGAAUGCAGAAUGGCCGGUCAACCCAUAGACUACAGAGUGUCACCCCAACUGACCGAUCCUAGACUGCCACCCGAAUCGUCAGUUCCUGGUCAUCUUUCUCAUCUGGCAUCUGGACAUCCGGUCUACUCUGAGGCUCAGUACAUCCAAGGAGCUGAGUUUGCAUCAGUCCACCUGCCACAUAUUGGCACCUUCGAUUUUAGAACUAGUACCUCCGGUAGCGUAGACUACACGAUAUUGUAAUUUUGCUACAAUGUGUAUGCAUCUUAUUGCUACAAUGUGUAUGCAUCUUAUUGUAUGAAUGUGUAUCUGAAAUAGAAUGUGGGAAAUAUACAUGUAUCUGUAUACUGUUAUACCUCAGAUCUGAAACCAAAUAUGUUUGAGUAGUGAAGAAAUACCCGUAUGGAGAUUCACUUUGUACUAGUUCUCUUCUGUGAACAAGUGUAGCUAGCUUGGAAUGCAUUUGGUCGGUUUUUGUAUUGAUGCAUUGUACUUUUACUAUUUAAACACAGUUAAUAAUCCAUUGAAAACGAAUGUCUUUCCAUUGAGUGAAAAUAUGCCUGGUUUGAACAUAUCUGGUGUUCAGGUCAUUAAAUGGAUCUCUAUACACAUGUAAAAGUUAUUUUUUUUUUACCAAAUUGUGGACAAAACCCUGAACUUGGACAUUUGUGUGUCAUUUUAUGUGAACCGUUUUCGUUUUCUCUAUGGCCUGUGCUUUUUAUGGUUCUUUUCUUCAUAUGAAAGCAACUUCAACUGGUGAAGUGUCGAACGAACUGUCAGUGGUACGUUCUGUGUAGAAAUAGUCCAGUUAAAUAAUGAGGUAGUGCUUACUUGCUAUAUCUUUUAUUCAAAAUUAAUAAAUACCUUGAAGAGUU
Messenger RNA from Patiria miniata (bat star), 4846 nucleotides. Its product is annotated as zinc finger protein 160-like. The record is from RefSeq and is a predicted model, not a curated record. NCBI's taxonomy places the organism in Eukaryota, Metazoa, Echinodermata, Asteroidea, Valvatida, Asterinidae. The transcript is spliced from 6 exons. Bases 174 to 4214 code for a protein of 1346 amino acids.